AUAUUAUGAACUUCUGUCAAAGUGCGAUUGAUUGUUCAGCCACGUAGUCGAAGGACAGUCAUACACGUAAACCAAGUGAUUUUCAGGUGCAGCUGACGGACUCUGGACCCUGAAGACAAGAAAGAGAGAGAGGGGUAUCCCGUCUAGGCAUGAUCUCAGAAACAUGACUCUAAUCUACGGAGGAUUCCCUUGAUCAUGUGACCACCAUCUGGCCAAUGGGAGAUGAUGACCCCGUCCCACCUUGUGUAGAGGGAGCCCCACCAGUACUCUUAAGUAUCCUCGUAACCUCAAGUUCAUUGUCUCUGUCAAUACUCCAGCCAAGUACUGUAACACCGUCUGCCUGCAUGCAGUAGCUCCCAAACCAGAAGCAGUGCUAGCUAGCGGGAUUAGGGCAGAGCGUGGCGCCGCAAUUAGCGUGAGUCACGUCAAGCACAUUACCUCAUUCAUCAGCUACCGGGUGUACGAAACACUUCCUCACACUAAUUACUGUGUUAAAGCUCUGUAGGAUAAAUAGAGUACUAUCAAAAUUCAAAAGUACUAGCUUUUAAUGGAUUUUCUACAUCAAAUUUGAUUGAUUAUCCAAAAAGGUUGGGUCUUAUGUAAUUUUUUGUUUACAACACUCCAGUUUAAAGCCUUGUAGACAGUGAUGAAUUUUUCAUGACGUUAUUAGGCUGCUACUUGUAGAUUGGAUUAGUGAUAUGUCUAGGAAUUAAGCUACAACCCAUAUCCUGCUGAAUAAAAGAUAGAGGUAGGAAAGGAAAAGAGCCAAGAUACAUCAAAUUCCUGAGAUCAUUAAAUAGUGAUUGAUGGUGCCAGCGGAAAUCCCUGUUGGAUAUUAAGGAAUACAUCCCCGCAGAUACAAAGCUCUGUAGAUCCCACGAUCGUCCUCCUCCCCCGCGAAAAACAUCCUGGAAUCUGCAAUCUUAGUGACUUCUUAGCAUAUUCAGUGGAAGUGUUGCUGAACAAAGCAGUAAAUAAGAGUUGGAAAUACUCCCCCGUCAAAUAGAGCCAAGGGCUAAAGCUCGCUGGAUCCCUCAAUCGUUUCCUCAUCCACAAAGAACAUCCUGGAAUAUGCCAUUCUAGUGACACUUUCGUGUCGUUGCUCAAAGUGUUGUUUAAACAAGGAUAUCAAUUAAAGCAGGGAGCAAGCUGAUACAAAGGAAUAAUUCUCAAAAAAUACAGAAAGGACUCAAAGGAGCAUACUUGAUCACUGUCCUCCCCCCGUAAAGAACAUCCUGGAAUAUGCAAUCCUAGCGACGUCUUCGCGUCAUCCUAGGAAGUGUCAUCUGAAGCAGCUUGAACGACCUGACAGCGUGAGUGAUCAUCUGUUGAGGAACCAUGGCUAGGAGGCUUGUGUAUUGUAAGGUGGUGCUGGCCACCUCCAUGGUCUGGUUUCUAUUGGAUGUCAUGCUGAUUAUGUACUAUAGUGAAUGCAAUGGUGAUGCAAGGUGUAACAACCAGGCCUUAGACCACGGUGUGCCCAGAGAAAUAGAGGGAGGGCAUGAACACGCCCCUCCCAAGCACCCACCUGCCAAGCCUCGGCACGACCCCAAUGGGCCGGGAGAGAUGGGUAAAGCUGUCAUCAUACCCCAGGACAAGGAAUCGCUCAAAAACGAGAUGUUUAGGAUCAAUCAGUUCAAUUUGUUAGCCAGUGAUAUGAUCUCAAUCAACCGAACACUGCCUGAUGUACGCAUGGAUGGGUGUAAGCGAAAGAGCUACCCUCCCGUCUCGGAGCUACCCAGUACCAGCAUCGUCAUCGUCUUUCACAACGAAGCGUGGAGCACCCUAUUACGGAGCAUCCACAGUAUCAUCAACCGCUCGCCGAGGGAACUCCUCACCGAGAUAAUACUUGUUGACGACGCCAGCGAAAGAGAUUUUCUUGGGCAACAGCUAGAUGAUUAUGUCAAGAGGUUACAGGUUCCCGUCCACGUGGAGCGGAUGGGAACGAGGAGUGGUCUGAUCAGGGCGCGGCUGAGAGGGGCGUCGGUAGCCAAGGGUCAAGUGUUGACCUUUCUGGACGCCCAUAUAGAAUGCACGGAGGGAUGGUUAGAACCACUCAUGACCAGGAUAAAGGAUGACAAGAGAAACGUAGUCUGUCCAAUCAUUGAUGUUAUCAGUGAUGAUAACUUUGCCUUCCAUACUGGUUCUGAUAUGACGUACGGUGGUUUCAAUUGGAAGCUACAGUUCCGCUGGUAUCCUGUGCCGCAGAGAGAGGCUGAUAGAAGAGGAGGUGACAGGACAAUCCCUCUCAGAUCGCCCACAAUGGCAGGAGGCUUGUUCUCCAUCGACAAAACCUAUUUUGAGGAGAUUGGAACAUACGAUGCAGGAAUGGAUGUCUGGGGUGGCGAAAACCUUGAAAUUUCAUUUAGGAUAUGGAUGUGUGGAGGAACCUUAGAGAUCGUCACUUGCUCACAUGUUGGUCAUGUCUUCAGAAAGUCCACACCAUACACGUUCCCGGGCGGGACGGGGCGGAUCAUCAAUCGGAAUAACCAGAGAUUAGCUGAAGUCUGGAUGGAUGAUUUUAGACAUUUCUAUUACAGAAUAUCACCAGGUGUGAGGAAAACAGAAUUUGGUGACGUUAGCCAAAGGAAAAAGCUCCGAGAUAGAUUAAAGUGUCACACGUUUGAGUGGUACCUAGAAAAUAUAUAUCCAGAGUCCCAGUUCAGAUUGGACUUUAAAACUAUAGGAGAGAUUCGUAAUAUAGAGACUCACAAGUGCCUAGAUAAUAUGGGGAGGAAGGAGAACGAGAAAGUGGGCAUCUUUUCUUGCCACGGCCAAGGCGGCAACCAGCCAGUUACAGUACCCAUGGAGCUAAUACGCUUCUAUAAUACAGCGAUAUUUGCCCUUACUAAACAGAAUGAGAUCAAGCACGAUGAUCUAUGUCUAGAUGCCUCGGCUAACUCUCAUUAUAAAGACGUUGUGAUGAUUAAAUGCCAUGGAAAACAUGGCAACCAGGAGUGGCUUUACAAAGAAGAUGCCAAAACUUUUGUCCACAGUCCCAGUGGUCUGUGUUUAGAGAAAGCAAGUGGUGGCAAGGACACGCCUACCGUAGCCAAAUGCAACGGGUCGUCAGGGCAACAGUGGGACUUGAUUGACAUCUCCAUGACAUCGGGACGGUAGCCAGGCCCACUUUCAGCUCCUGGAAUGAGUUGAACGAACUCUCUUGCCUUCGAGGAACAAUCUAAUGUCUGAUUACUCCAAUGACUACAGAAACCAAGUGAUGUUUGUACUAAGCCUAUGGAAAUAAGAGAACACAGUGGUCCAUAGGUUAAUGUGAUUCCUAUCGAUAAAAUCCGCCCACCCAAAUCUCGAGGAGAUGGGUUUUUUUUUUCUUUCUUUCUCAGGAUAGAUUUGAGGAAAGUAAGAGGGAGUAACUAAAAAAUCUAUUGCGUAGAUUACUGAAGCUUAGUUACUACAUCAGAUGGUAAAUGAAAUGAAGGGAGAGUCUUGAAAUGUUAGCUUUAAUCACUGGUUAUGUCAGCUCUCUGAAUGGUUCGAUUAUCUAUCACUGUCCAUGGUUUUUUUAUGCCAAUUUCAUUACCGUCUUUAGCUCUUCAAUAUUUUAAUGAUCAUUGUCUUCACAACCAUGUUUGAUUACUUUUCGGCCUAUUUUCAUCAUCAUCAUUAUCAAUUUUGAUCAUUGCCAACAUCAGUGACAUACCAAUGUUAUGUUUUCCAACGUUGUUUGUCAUGAGCAACAUCGUUCCAUCGCCACUAUCAUCAUCCUCUUGCUUUAUCAUCUGAAUACCAAUACUUGGAGAUUGGGAAACUGAAUCUUAGAGAAUGGUGGUGAAGAAGCAAUGAAAAUCUGCAACAUAUGCAGUUAAGUAUCUCUGUUUGAUUCAGCAAAGAUGGCAUCGAUGGUAUCUUCAUCUCUUAAGGGCCCUGCUUCAUCUACCGGUAACCUGUUAUCAAUAUAGAAGAUAUAAUGAUUUAUGUCAUCUUCUGGAAUCAUUGCAUUUCAUUGGCCAUUGGUUGAAUAUGUUUUAGAAUUGUCGCAGCUGUCAUUGAUGAAACUAAUGAAACGGACCAGAAGUAGAGCAAGUGACAGAAUCUAAGACAACGAGCACUGCAUCAGCACUAUCACACUAGAUGAUGUGUCAAGCAAACUUGUCAACUUGCAUCAUGCAUCAUGAAUGUCAAACAUUGCAAAUGAGCAACUCCAUUCUAUUAAUAGUCUGUUAUUUGUACUAUUUCAUGAUUCAGCAAAGACAUAAAGGAUGGCAUUGACACUCAAGAAACAAGCAACAGAAUCUUAAAGAGAAGGUUGAGUUCUGGGAAGAGGUGAAAAAUUAUUUGUGAUUGUUAUCAUUGUUAUUAUGCAAGGGUGGAAGAAC
This is a messenger RNA of Strongylocentrotus purpuratus (purple sea urchin), 4337 nucleotides long. RefSeq names its product polypeptide N-acetylgalactosaminyltransferase 13. Gene Ontology annotation, cellular component: Golgi apparatus. The record is from RefSeq and is a predicted model, not a curated record. Bases 1339 to 3120 code for a protein of 593 amino acids. The transcript has 13 exons. Lineage: Eukaryota; Metazoa; Echinodermata; Echinoidea; Camarodonta; Strongylocentrotidae.